Molecule: messenger RNA, 4159 nt
Organism: Saimiri boliviensis boliviensis (Bolivian squirrel monkey)
Lineage: Eukaryota; Metazoa; Chordata; Mammalia; Primates; Cebidae
Gene: USP48
Product: ubiquitin specific peptidase 48
Biological process (GO): protein deubiquitination
Cellular component (GO): nucleus; cytosol
Molecular function (GO): cysteine-type deubiquitinase activity; cysteine-type endopeptidase activity; protein binding
Source: RefSeq, a predicted model, not a curated record
GAGUCCACCUUUAACGUCCGCGGGUGCUGGGGGUGUCGGGUGUCGGCGUCGGCGCUUUGCGGCCGGUCGUGCGGGUCGGGCGCGGCGGCAGUGGCGUGCACAGGUGAUUGACUGGCCAGUUGCCUGAGGGAGCGCCCGGUCCUCCUCGCUGGCAGGUGGCGGAGCCCAUUGGGGCGGCCGUGCAGACGGCGGCAGCGGCGGCCUGGCUCAGGAGGCGUUCCUGGGGCCAAGGCCAUGGCCCCGCGGCUGCAGCUGGAGAAGGCGGCCUGGCGCUGGGCGGAGACGGUGCGGCCCGAGGAGGUGUCGCAGGAGCACAUCGAGACCGCCUACCGCAUCUGGCUGGAGCCAUGCAUUCGCGGCGUGUGCAGACGAAACUGCAAAGGAAAUCCGAAUUGCUUGGUUGGUAUUGGUGAGCAUAUUUGGUUAGGAGAAAUAGAUGAAAAUAGUUUUCAUAACAUCGAUGAUCCCAACUGUGAGAGGAGAAAAAAGAACUCAUUUGUCGGCCUGACUAACCUUGGAGCCACUUGUUACGUCAACACGUUUCUUCAAGUGUGGUUUCUCAACUUGGAGCUUCGGCAGGCACUCUACUUAUGUCCAAGCACCUGUAGUGACUACAGGCUGGAAGACGACAUCCAAAAAGAAAAAGAUUAUGAGCCUCAAACAAUUUGUGAGCACCUCCAGUACUUGUUUGCCUUGUUACAAAACAGUAAUAGGCGAUACAUUGAUCCAUCAGGAUUUGUUAAAGCCUUGGGCCUGGACACUGGGCAACAGCAGGAUGCUCAAGAAUUUUCAAAGCUGUUUAUGUCUCUAUUGGAAGAUACUUUGUCUAAACAAAAGAAUCCAGAUGUGCGGAACAUUGUUCAACAGCAGUUCUGUGGAGAAUAUGCCUAUGUAACUGUUUGCAACCAGUGUGGCAGAGAAUCUAAGCUUUUAUCAAAAUUUUAUGAACUGGAGUUAAAUAUCCAAGGCCACAAACAGUUAACAGAUUGUAUCUCGGAAUUUUUGAAGGAAGAAAAAUUAGAGGGAGACAAUCGCUAUUUUUGCGAGAACUGUCAAAGCAAACAGAAUGCAACAAGAAAGAUUCGACUUCUUAGCCUUCCUUGCACUCUCAACUUGCAGCUCAUGCGUUUUGUCUUUGACAGGCAAACUGGACAUAAGAAAAAACUGAAUACCUACAUUGGCUUCUCAGAAAUUUUGGAUAUGGAGCCUUACGUGGAACAUAAAGGUGGGUCCUAUGUGUAUGAACUCAGUGCAGUCCUCAUACACAGAGGAGUGAGUGCUUAUUCUGGCCACUACAUCGCCCACGUGAAAGAUCCACAGUCUGGUGAAUGGUAUAAGUUUAAUGAUGAAGACAUAGAAAAGAUGGAGGGGAAGAAAUUGCAACUAGGGAUUGAGGAAGAUCUAGCAGAACCUUCUAAGUCUCAGACACGUAAACCCAAGUGCGGCAAAGGAACUCAUUGCUCUCGAAAUGCAUAUAUGUUGGUUUAUAGACUGCAGACUCAAGAAAAGCCCAACACUACUGUUCAAGUUCCAGCCUUUCUUCAAGAGCUGGUAGAUCGGGAUAAUUCCAAAUUUGAGGAGUGGUGUAUUGAAAUGGCUGAGAUGCGUAAGCAAAGUGUGGAUAAAGGAAAAGCAAAACACGAAGAGGUUAAGGAGCUGUACCAAAGGUUACCUGCUGGAGCUGAGCCCUAUGAGUUUGUCUCUCUGGAGUGGCUGCAAAAGUGGUUGGAUGAAUCAACACCUACCAAACCCAUUGAUAAUCACGCUUGCCUGUGUUCCCAUGACAAACUUCACCCAGAUAAAAUAUCGAUUAUGAAGAGGAUAUCUGAAUAUGCAGCUGACAUUUUCUAUAGUAGAUAUGGAGGAGGUCCAAGACUAACUGUGAAAGCCCUGUGUAAGGAAUGUGUAGUAGAACGUUGUCGCAUAUUACGUCUGAAGAACCAACUAAAUGAAGAUUAUAAAACUGUUAAUAAUCUGCUAAAAGUAGCAGUAAAAGGCAAUGAUGGAUUUUGGGUGGGGAAGUCUUCUUUGCGGAGUUGGCGCCAGCUAGCUCUUGAACAGCUAGAUGAGCAAGACGGUGAUGCAGAACAAAGCAACGGAAAGAUGAACGGCAGCACCUUAAAUAAAGAUGAAUCAAAGGAAGAAAGAAAAGAAGAGGAGGAGGAAUUAAAUUUUAAUGAAGACAUUCUGUGUCCACAUGGUGAGUUAUGCAUAUCUGAAAAUGAAAGAAGGCUUGUUUCUAAAGAGGCUUGGAGCAAACUGCAGCAGUACUUUCCAAAGGCUCCUGAGUUUCCAAGUUACAAAGAGUGCUGUUCACAGUGCAAGAUUUUAGAAAGAGAAGGGGAAGAAAAUGAAGCCUUACAUAAGAUGAUUGCAAACGAGCAAAAGACUUCUCUCCCAAAUUUGUUCCAGGAUAAAAACAGACCGUGUCUCAGUAACUGGCCAGAGGAUACAGAUGUCCUCUAUAUCGUGUCUCAGUUCUUUGUAGAAGAGUGGCGGAAAUUUGUUAGAAAGCCUGCAAGGUGCAGCCCUGUGUCAUCUGUUGGGAACAGCGCUCUUUUGUGUCCCCAUGGGGGCCUCAUGUUUACAUUUGCUUCCAUGACCAAAGAAGAUUCUAAACUUAUAGCUCUCAUAUGGCCCAGCGAGUGGCAAAUGAUACAAAAGCUCUUUGUUGUGGAUCAUGUAAUUAAAAUCACAAGAAUUGAAGUGGGAGAUGUAAAUCCUUCAGAAACACAGUAUAUUUCUGAGCCUAAACUCUGUCCAGAAUGCAGAGAAGGCUUACUGUGCCAGCAGCAGAGGGACCUGCGUGAGUACACUCAAGCCACCAUCUAUGUCCAUAAAGUUGUGGAUAAUAAAAAGGUGAUGAAGGAUUCGGCUCCAGAGCUGAACGUGAGUAGUUCUGAAACAGAGGAGGACAAGGAAGAAGCUAAACCAGAUGGAGAAAAAGAUCCAGACUUCAAUCAAAGCAAUGGUGGAACAAAGCGGCAAAAGAUAUCCCAUCAAAAUUAUAUAGCCUAUCAAAAGCAAGUUAUUCGCCGAAGUAUGCGACAUAGAAAAGUUCGUGGUGAGAAGGCACUUCUCGUUUCUGCUAACCAGACGUUAAAAGAAUUGAAAAUUCAGAUCAUGCAUGCAUUUUCAGUUGCUCCUUUUGACCAGAAUUUGUCGAUUGAUGGAAAGAUUCUAAGUGAUGACUGUGCCACCCUAGGCACCCUUGGCGUCAUUCCUGAAUCUGUCAUUUUAUUAAAGGCUGAUGAACCAAUUGCAGAUUAUGCUGCAAUGGAUGAUGUCAUGCAAGUUUGUAUGCCAGAAGAAGGGUUUAAAGGUACUGGUCUUCUUGGACAUUAAUCUUUGAAUACUUGCUGACUGCUAAGAAAUGACCAGAGGGGAAGAGGAGUUUGACAUGUUAGGGCAUUAAACAAAGGUGGAUUUAAGAAUUAAACCAUUACAUGUCCCUUCCAAAAGGCAGAUCCAUUCAAAAGUGACUGUCCCAAAUGCCUUAUGUCAAAUAAAGCAGAUUGCACUGACGGACAUCAGACUUGAAGGAAAUGUUUCCAAUUUUAUAUUUAAGGGGGGUGGUGGGUGGGAGGGGGCAAGUAAAGAGAGAACAAGUUUAGUAGCAGUAACAGUAAAUCAUGUUUACAUACCAGAUUUAUAGCCGCGGGAGGGAAUAAAGUUCUGUUAUAUUUCCUUGCUUGAGUUUCAUACCAGAUGCGUUGGUCCAUAAAGGAUUGUAUCACAGUAGAUGGGACAACAUUCUGCUCUGAACGAAAAGUAAUUUUAGAGACAUAACCUGCUUACCGAUGCCUGUCUUUGAUUCAUAUUCUACUUUCAAUAAAGCAUGAAAGUGAAGAACUUGUCCUAGGUGUGGAAAAGUGUCUUCAGAUUUAGACUCCUGCAUGUCCGCUGCAGCGCCACCCGCCUUACACCUGCCCAGCCGUCUGUCUCUUGGUGUUGGGUACAGGAGGGGGCACCUGCUGUCUCCUGCAAUGAGCAAGGAAUUAUGUCUCAGUUUUUGACUUCAGAGGCUUUUGCUUUGGUGCAUUUCAGAAAGGAUGGAGAACAUUUAUUACAUGUGAAAGCAUCUUCCUCCGGUUUUGCUGUUAUUCAAAAGUGGGAAAUGUACCUGGCACGUUUGAAAAAAAAAAAAAUCUACCUAUCA